ACCGUUCGCAUCAUUAUUCUUUGCGUCAUUUCAAUAUGGCAGUAUUCCAAAAUUUGAAUCUUCUUACGACCAAAAAAUAGUCACGCCAAAGCAUUGCUCGAAACCUCGUAGGAACAUCGACUAAAAUUUAAAACAAAUAAUUCCUGUGGAUACUUCGGCACUGAAUAUAAUCAUUAUCAAUCGAUCGUUUUUUUUCUUCGAUUUAUCAAAACAUAAAUGAAUUGAUAUGAAAUACUUCUCAUCCAUAAAAUGUUGGACAUAGUUUUCAAUCGAUUGUCCUAUAAAACUUGAAUCAAUACAUCUAUUGGUUGAGACGGACAGUUUAAUAGCUAAGUUUUAAAAAAAAAGUUGUAUUUUGUUGCCGCCCAAUUAAAAAGCUCAAUUUUAAUUUGAAGGAACAAAGUCAUACGAUACGGACAUUUGUCCAACCAAAUUUCGUAUUGAGAACGGUUUCACUUUCCAUUCAAUUCAAUGACAUUGGUAUGAACGGGGAUAAAUACUAACCGAACAGCACGACGAAAAUUCGAACAAAUUAACUCUUUCAUAAGUUAUUCAUCAUGGGAGCAAAUGCACCUGAUGGCUCGCCCGCUCGUCGAAGCGAUAGAUAAAUACGAAUAUUGAGCUCAACACUAAAUCAAAAUUCAUUUCCGUGAGAAUGAGAAAUUCCCAAAGUACAAUCUGUUUGCAUAUUCGGAAGGACGAUUAACUGAAAAUGCCCGGAAUAUGCAGUUCAAUGGAGCGCCUGUGAUUUUCGUUCCAGGCAAUGGUGGAUCGUACAAACAGGCCAGAUCAUUUGCUUCGGUCGCAUUGCGUAAAGGCCUUGAAGAAAGUUGGCUCAAGCAUCUGGAUUAUUUUACAGUUGACUUUGAUGAGGAAUUCUCGGCAUUGUUCGGAGGUGUACUUGACGACCAAAGCAUUUACUUGGAGCUGUGUAUCAAAGCCGUUUUGAAUUUAUACAAGGAUUUACCCAAUCCACCGACAAGUGUAUCGAUUGUAGCCCAUUCAAUGGGUGGGAAAGUGGCUCAAUCGGUAUUGAUGAAUAGAGAAACGGCAAAACGCGUGAAUACAGUGAUUGCGAUUGCUGCACCAAUCGAUAAACCCGUUCUCAACAUUGAUUUCUACACCGAGGCAUUCUAUCGCAAGUCGAACAAAUUUUGGCUUGAACACCGUCCACCCAAUCCAAAUGCAAUAACCAACUUAACGAGCACAUGUUGUAAUGCAAGCAAUUUUGUGGAAUUCGAUUCAAGUUCAGUGGAACAAACUGAAGUGAGCGCCGGCCAUGCGAAACGAUAUUUUCUCGAAGAUAUAUUAUUCAUAACGAUUGGCGGCGGUAGCCGGGAUUUGUUGGUGCCCGAAGGAUUGACAACAUCUCAGUUCAGCGAUAUUCAUAUGAUGUCUAGCUGCAUUCCGGGCGUUUGGUUGACAACCGAUCAUCUUGCAUCCGUUUGGUGUCUCCAACAAGUUCUUGUCAUCAAUCGCUUCUUGUACAGUAUCAUUCUACCCGUGUCACACCGGAACCGCAUACACGACAAUGUUUUUCAUCCCAAAAAAUCCAUUCGACUCGCCAACGCCAAACAUUAUAUCACGCAAGACACAAUUUUGCCAAAGGACAAGCGCGAAGUGACGCUAUUUAAAAGCUUCGAUCAAAUGGGCGAAUGGGUGGAGGAUAAUCGACGCGUAUUCUUCCAACAAUUUAAAGGCGGUCUGAAUCAAACAUAUGUUCAAAUGAUUCCAUUGAAUCGUUUUGACCACUAUCAGUUCCUCAAUGUCGAAGCGAUUAACGUAGAUACGGACGAUUGGGUUUUCGGUUGCAACGCUGUUGAUAUACACGAACACCAGCGAUAUUGUUCGGUUGGACACUCUUUGACACAUUAUGUGAAGAAGCUUCCUUCAAAGCGAUACGGCCGCCGAGUGCUAACUCUUGAUUUGCAUAAGAUUCAAGACGAUUUCCCGCAGUGGUCGCACGUUCUUUUGGUUUUGUUCCCCACCAAAGAGCCCGUUCAGAUAAAUGUUGACAUUCAUUCGGCCACCGAGCGACACAUUACCUAUGAAAUGCCUUCAUGGUAUUCAUACCGAACACACCAGCUAACCGAUAGAACGAUGAUGGGUGCGGCAGCCUAUCGAAUCAGUUUUCCCGGUCUAGACGAAUCAUAUCAAUCCAUACAGCUUCACAUUGAAGCACAUUGCCAAAACCCGAAAUAUCAUGUGGUGGCCAAAGUUUGUGUACCGUGGACAAGAGGCUUUGAACGAUACCACUAUUUCACUGAAAAGAUACAGACUCCAUUCUAUGUCAACACACCGAUCACAAGACCAGCCGGAUACAACACAACACUGUUUCCACUCACAGUUGAUUUGUAUCUGGAUCCACAAUGUCAUUACACCAUCUCAGCGACAAACUCAUUCGGACAAACGGCUUCGAGGAUCUUCUUGCAGUUCUCGCAUUGGAUACCAGCCCACAUCGUAGCAAUUUUACUUCUUGCAUUCAAAUAUCAAAUCAAAAUCACGCCCGAAAAAGAGAUUUUCAAAUGUGGGUCACUCAAUGCGGCACUAUUGGCUGGACAAACAUUCUUUAUCAUCACAGCAUCCCGUUUGGCCGUGCAUGUAAUCAAAUGGAGUAAAACACUGCCGGAUCCUGAUCAAUUCAAGCACUCCGUCGUUAUUUCUGUUAUAAUUCACGGUGCAGCUUUGGCUGCAUUAAAUCUGCUGACUUAUGGUUUAUGGCUGUCAAUUGCACUGUGUGGAAAUGUGGCCCAUCAAUUCUUGUUCAAGUUAACGCAAUGGCCAAUUUCAGCCGGAAUCGUUUUGCCAGCCAUUCAAAAGUUUCCCAUUACGAUGGGUUUUGUGCUGGUUUCAAUGGCUCAUGGAUCAUGUGGUGGUUUGGCAUUAAUCUGUGCCGUGCUCAUGUACUUCAUUUUACUAUCGAAAAUGUAUGAAGAUUAUUUGGAGGAGUUUGUGUUCAAAACGGCUGCCGUCAUCACGGAAAAGUUGUUUGGCAAGAAACGAAGAGAUCAAAAGAUUCCACCAAGAGGUAGUACCAGUAUACCUUUGUCAGUGUUAUUUCCGCCGAAAAAUACUCAAGAUAAGCAACCGACUGCAGAGAGCAACGAUGACAAAGAAGCCGAAACUAAGCAAGAGGAUAAGAAACAAAAUGAGGCAAUAAUCGAAGAAAUAGCUGAGAAGAAGAAAGAAGAGGAGACAACCACGGAAGCAGAGACAGAGUCAGAGAAAGAUAAAGUACAAAAAGAGAAGAGAGAAAAGAAAAAAUCCAAGAAACAAAAAGAGAAAAAAGUGGAAUUUGCAAUUACAAGUGAUAUUGAUCCAAAUGACAGUGAGGAGCCUUCAACAUCAUCGGCGCCACUAAUACCAAAAUCAAAAUCCGACUUGGAUAUUAAAGAUGACGAUGAAGGGAUGGUCGUUGCAUCAAGUUCACAAGAAAGCUUUGAACUACUUUACAAUCAACUGGAUCCAGACGAUGUGGCUAUGUUCAGCAAGAGAGAUGAACCGGAAGAAAUGACGGAAGAGGAGCGAAAAGAAGUCGAAAAAGCUGAAGCAGAACUGGAGAAAUUGAUCACACAAAUGGUGGAACGGCAAAAGGUCGAAGAGGAAAAACGAAAUGAUGAAAUGCAAAAAGUUCGAGAAGAGUAUGACGAUGUACCAGACGGAUUGAGUGCUAUUCAUUUUCACAUGACGCUAUUUUUACUGCUUUGCGUGCUGGCCCUGCUCAAUUUGCCCAGUGUGAUUGUUUGGGCACGAAAUUAUAAAUACGGAGAGAAGAUACUUCAGCACGAUCCAUCAUAUUUCCCUGCGAUUGCUUCAAUCAUUUCACUGUCGGUUAUUUGGCAGCUGCCGACACCACGAAAUGUCCAUGGCUACGAGCCGAUGUCGAGUCUGUGCUAUGUGAUGGCCAUUAUAGCAGUUUUGUAUUGUCAGGAUUCGUUGUAUCGCUUGAAUGCCAUCAUUUCGUCGAUGUUUAUAAUAAUCGCGUUGCAGCAGCUGUUCAUGCCGAAGCUGUUGGCGAAAAAUGAGCCAAAGGAAGAGAAUGUCAUCGAUGCGGACCUCUUGGAUAGAGUUCGUCGUUUGCGUGAAGACAUGUCGACAUCCGAGCUGAAAGCUCCACCGUUCAAGGAACCAGAGAGCAUUCCUGCCGCUCAGUGAAAUAACUAAGUCAAACCCAUCAAUCGUUGGUCAAAUUGACUUUGUUUGAUCAAAUUUGUUGGUAGCUGCAUCUAAUUGAUAUAUUGUCAGCAAAAAUCUAGCUCGCUUUAGGUUAUAAUUUAUUUUAUUUCCUAUAUCAACCGAUUAGUUUGAUCUUUUAUUACGAAUGACAGCUUCGAUAGCAACAUUUUUAUUUUAAUGAAUUUAAACAAAAAAUUCUCAUUGAUCCAUUGACCAUAGUAUAGUUAUUUUCUUUAAAUGUCUAGAAUAACUCUCCAAAGCACUUGAUAUUUGUUAAUCAGUUAUCAAAUGUUUAUUCUGAAAUCUCAACAUAUUAAAAUCGAUCAUCUAUGUUGGAUGAGCUAUGACCACUAGAUAUUCAAAUUUGGUUCCCUAAUCAAACAUUGAUAAGAGUAAAAUGUCUGUGAACGAAAUUUAUUUAUUCUUUACUCAAAUAAAUUGCAAUAGGCAAUAUUUCAAAGGCGUUGAAUUGUAUAAUGUGUUUAGAAAUACGGAAAAAAUGUGUUGACCAUUAAACUUUUGUUUUGUUUUAAUCAAAAGAUCCUUAUAAUGCAUAUUUAGUGUUUAGCGAUUGUUUUGACAUUAAUUUAUUUAAACUAUUUGUUAUUUGAAUCGUUUAAUUAACAACUAAUAAUUGUCAAAGUUAGGCGGUAGUACUAUUGGUCAUGCAUUAGAGUUUGCUCCAUCAAAGAGAAACAGUGACAUUUUUGUUAUUAGAGAAUUUAGUUGAUAAAAUGUAUGUGUGCCUCAGGAUAGUCAAAAGUCCAUUCAUUGAUAAAUUUGAUAACCGAAUUUUUUUUUUCUGAAUAAAAUCGAAACUUUGAUAAAUAUUCUGGGUUUCCCAUAUUUGUUCAUCAUGGUGGGCAAAUCAAUUUCAAAUAUAAAACCAAUUUUCAAAUCGUAUUUUUUUGCAAAGAGAAAACGUAAACUUAAUUGCAGUAUACAAACGAUGCAAUCAAACGUCAAAUACAAUGAUAAGAAUUAUGUGUAAAUAAAAUGAUUUAUGAAGUAAUGAGUAAAUCAGUAAAAAAAAAAUUUUAGUUUCUCUCAAAAGCACCAAAAACCAAAUUUCGAAUUUUUUGGUCGUUUUUGUUCUUGAAUUUUUUUCAUUUUUAGAUUCCACGAAAAUGAUAAGUUUCAAAUUGUACUUAAAGUGUGCCUUGGUGAUGUAAUUUUAUGAAUUUUUGUUAAAAUCCGGUGAAGAUGAUCAAGUUUUUGAUACAAAUUCAAAUGAACAAUGCUGCAAUAAACAGAACAACAUUUCAAAAAAAAAUAUUUCCUCACUGAUUUGAUAGAAUUUUUUUUUAAAAGAUGAAAUAUUGUACGCAGUUUCAUUUAUAGAAAAUUAUUUGUUAAUCGCAUAUAAUUUAGAAGGCAUGUACGCCGUACAGUCAAAAUGCGUUGAUUUCCUGCUAUAAGUAAACAUGACACGAUUUUGCCAGAUGUUGUUUGAAAGAAUGUGCGGAAUGUGGAUCUUCCAAAUUCGAAUUUUUCUUCUAAAUCCCAUUUUAUUCCAAUAGCGAGAUCAAAUGUUAGAAUGAAGUGAGAUCAAUGAAAACCCAACUGUCAAUAACGCUUUCAAUUUCGAUUUCUGUUGUAAACAACAGCUUUGUUUGACUGCAACAAUGACAAAAUAUAAUAAAAUUUCAUCUUUAGUAAUAUUGAACUACAUUCACUUUUCAUGCGUAUACUAAAUUCAACACUAGUGAUGCUUCCCUUUGCUAAUUAUUUACAACAAGAUCAUUUUUUGUUCAGUUGAAUUGAUAAAACAACCAAAAAUGCUGCUGAAAUGCUAAUAUAGUGGCGCUGAUAUGGUUGUCAAAUGGCCUUUAUUUCUGUUUGUAACCUUUUGCUCCAGAUUAUUCUUCUAUAAAUGAAACAAUCAACGAGAGUGAACCAGGAGUGAAUCACAAUAAAUCAGUUGAAAGUUCAAAUUUCAUUUAAAAAUAUCAUAAGCGACUGGUAAAAAAAUUGAACUUCAGCACGAUUGAUCCGAUCAACUUCAACUCUCGUGGAAUCGAAUUUUUCUAAGAAUUUGGAACAUGGAAAAACCCAAACAUCACAAUAUAGAAACGGAGUAACCGCGGGUCAAGCAGUUAUUUUGCUAUCAUUAUCUAUUGUAUAUUCACAUUAAAAUUUGCAACGCAGUGUCUUGUUGAUAAGAAGUAUAUAAAACGUUUGCCGAAGGCGAGCGUAAAACAGUAGAAAAUCGUUACUUCGUUCCAAAACAUCAAGAGUUAUUUAAAGAGAAGUAAAAUGAAUUUAAAAUUUUUCUCCGUGUUUGCUGUCGUCCUAUUCCUUGGAAUUACUUUCCAGAUCUCUCCAGCUUCUGCUGGACCCGCUUCAAAUGUCCAGAAGCAGCGAUGUUCCGAACUGUCUACAUCGGAAACCUGUCGCACGUUUUGUGAACAAAGUAACUAUAAAUUCGGAACAUGUGAAAGUGGAUACUGCAAAUGUGAUUAAACUUCUAUUAAACAUCAUAAUAUGAAAAUGAAUUGUGGAUGAGAACAGCCGUUUAUCACAUUUCAAAAGAAUAAAAUGCAAUUUGAUCAUAAUGCUCAAUUAAACUGA
This is a messenger RNA of Sitodiplosis mosellana (orange wheat blossom midge), 6747 nucleotides long. Its product is annotated as GPI inositol-deacylase. Bases 724 to 4155 code for a protein of 1143 amino acids. The transcript is spliced from 12 exons. Gene Ontology annotation, molecular function: phosphatidylinositol deacylase activity. Gene Ontology annotation, cellular component: endoplasmic reticulum. The record is from RefSeq and is a predicted model, not a curated record. Gene Ontology annotation, biological process: GPI anchor metabolic process; endoplasmic reticulum to Golgi vesicle-mediated transport. Lineage: Eukaryota; Metazoa; Arthropoda; Insecta; Diptera; Cecidomyiidae.